AAAGGGAGGAGGAGGAGGCCAGGGAGAGGGGAGGCAGAGUGAAAAAGGGGGAGGGAACAAGGGGAGACAGCCCCAACGGCGCAGUGGGAGGACUAUCCCAUGCCAGGACUUGUGGCGGCUACAGCGGCAGCCUGGACUGGAGGAAGUGUACUGUGCUGGGGGGGGCUGAGCAGCGACAGCAGGCAGCAGAAGCAGAAAGUUCAAGAACCGGGCAAAGACUUGCAUUUUUUUAACCAGAACCACAGAAAAGGGCAGAGGGACGGAGUGAGCUCACAGAAGCGGUGUGUGACCGACCUUAGUGCAGAUUCCUGCAGAGGAAAAUGAGCCUCUCAGCCUGCAUUAAGCCUGUAUGACGGGCUGAGGACUCUUUGAUCAGGACUCCUUCUCUCACAGCAGCUCUGUCUGACAAAGAGGAAACAGAGGAAUAAAAAAAGAAGAAUUAAAGGUCUCCCUUUAUACUCUUAAAGAAGGUCCCUUGAUUCAAGAUGGAGGAGGGAUAUGAGCUGGACUUGACAUACAUCACAGAGCGCAUCAUCGCUGUGUCCUUCCCCCGGGGUUGCUCAGAAGAGAUCUACUCCCACAACCUAAAGGAUGUCACACGAAUGCUCAAGUCCAAGCAUGCAGAUAACUACCUGAUUAUCAACCUCUCCGAGAAAAGGCAUGAUCUGUCUAAAAUGAACCCAAAGACGCUGGACACAGGCUGGCCGGACAUGCAUGCUCCACCUCUGGAUAAGAUCUGCACCAUCUGUAAGGCCAUGGAAAGCUGGCUCAAUGCUGACCCUCUACAUGUGACAGUUAUACACUGCAGGGGCGGCAAGGGUCGCAUUGGUGUUGUAAUUUCAUCCUUUGUGCAUUUCACCGACGUAUCAGCCAGUGCUGAUCAGGCAUUGGACCGCUUUGCAAUGAGGAAAUACUAUGAUGAUAAGGUCUCAGCUCUGAUGACACCUUCACAGAAACGGUAUGUCUGGAUACUAAACAGUCUCCUCAGCGGAUCAAUGAAGAUCAACGCCUCGCCCUUGUUCCUACACUGCAUCAUCCUUCAUGGGAUACCAAACUUUGACGCCGCUGGAGUGUGUCGUCCAUACAUCAAGGUCUACCAGGGAAUGCAAGCAGUGUAUUCCUCUGGUAUCUAUCACAUCGGUCCAAGCCACAGAGACCGUGUAUGCAUCACUCUGGAGCCUGCCCAGCUUCUAAAAGGAGACAUCAUGAUUAAAUGUUAUCAUAAGAGUGACAUCACUUCAGAGCGUGAAGUCAUUUUCCGGCUGCAGUUCCACACGGGAGCAGUGCAGGGCUACAACCUCAUGUUUGAAAAGGAGGACAUGGAGACUGCCAACAAAGACCCCAGAUUUCCAGAUUAUGGUAAAGUGGAGCUGGUGUUCUCCGAGGGACCAGAGAGGAUCCCAGGUGCUGACAGGUGGCAAAAUGGGGUGGAUGUUAUUGUGGACUACAACACAGCAGAUCCUCUAAUCCGCUGGGACUCCUACCAGAACAUCUGUGAUGGUGAAGCACCACGCUCUCAAGGCCUAAAUCAGGACAAGGUGCCCAACAAGAGGAGCCCUAGCAGAGGAGGAGGAGGAGGAGGAGGAGAGGCCACGCUGGGUCGAGGGGCUCGCACCACCUCUGCCACAUCCAGCCCUGACCACAGCGACCACGCCCUCUCCGUCAGCAGCGACUCAGGCCUGUCUAGCACUUCUCUGUGGGCAGAUAGACCCACACCUAUCAACACGACCACCACCACCACCACCACAACCACCACCAUCGUCAAGCCCAAAGAGGGCCCCAGCCCGCAGGAGAAGGUCCAGCUGAAGCGCCUUUUGAGUGGAUUUGGUCUCGAGGACCCCACUCUGGAGGGGAUGGAGGAUCAAGCCCCCAGAGUAGGAAUCCCGCAGGUGGUCCCGGCUCAGGUGCACAUUAACGGGGACCCCCGACCUCGAGAGAGAGAAACAGACAUCCUAGAUGAUGAGGUCAUUACAGGUCAUGAUCUGCACAGCGUGGACAGCUUAGGGACAUUAUCAUCCUCCUGCCACAAGAGCAGCCAGAACUCCCUGCUGUCAGAUGGCUUUGGGAGUCCAGGAGGAGAGGAGCAGCAGAUUCAAAGCCAGAACCACAUCCACCAACCUGCGUCUCCUCCCAUGGAGGAGUAUGAGAGAGCCUACACUGAGGCUAAAAGAGGCUGUCUGAGCUCAAGGAGUAACUCUGUUGCCUCCUCUAAUCCCAGUAGCGCUUCAAUCCCAAAGAAGCAUGUGUACAGACAAGGGAGUUAUUCCACACAGUCCUGGGUUCGCCAGCAGCAGAUGGUCGCUGCAGAGCAGUUUAUCUAUAUGCCAGAAGAGGGAAACGGUACAGAAAGAUACCCAGGAAACAAGCAAGGGAGUAGUCCACCCAAACCAUGCCUGCCUGUUGAACCCCAAGGUCCUACGAAAGACAGUAUGACAAUGAACUCUCAGAGAAACACAGUGCAACACAAAGAGCAGGCGACCAUAAACAAUAACAACAACAACAAACGAGAUGAGGAGUUCCAGUCUCUAACCAUGGACAUAGACAACUCCAUAGACCAGCUCAACCAGCUGAUCAUGGACUUGGAUCCCACUUUUGUACCGGUAAAGAGUCGAAGCAGCUCAAUGAAGAGGAAUGGCGGGACACAAGUGAACGGAUCCGUCUCCAAAUGCUCGAACGGCAUUGAUGUCAGAUUCAGCGAUAGUAACGCAGCAAUGAUGAUAAACACACAGCAGACAGCUGCCCAAUCCAGCGAAGGUCGCAUGGGUGUCACACGGAGUCUGAGUCGCCAAGGCAAUGAUGUCACGGAUCAUCCAAGCUUCUGUAACUCAGGAUGGGGUGUAACAGAAGAGUACAGGGGCCAGAGGACGUAUUCCCCAUGUGCACCACAGACUCAGCAUCACAUGUUGUACAGGAGUGACAGUGCAGACUACAGGGCCCAGGGAGCAGAUAUGGACAGUGGUGUGGAGGCUGGGAGUGACAUGACUCCACCCACCCCAGCCUUCCCCAUUUCUCCUCCAACACCUUAUGUGAAAAAUAUGUCAGAAUUCACUCAGCUCAGGCAGACACCAUCACCAAGCAUGCAGUCAUAUGGAGGCUACAGAACUGAUCACGAACCACAGGGAUAUCCAGAGAUGGUCAGUCAUGUUGGGGUUGACCGUCUACCAGACUCCUCCAUCAAUUGUCACAGGACGCUCAGCGCUACACACUCUGCCUCUAUCAGUGGGACUCUUCAGCUGACAGACAGCUCAACAGUGAACCCGUCUUGGCCAGAGCAUCCCAUCCUGAGCCGCCACUCCUCUCUCAGCAGCUACUCCUCUGCCAGACAACCAGUACAGCACACCAUGUCACUAGACUAUGGCCACCACUCUCCUCCUCUGCCCCACCCCCACAUCCACCCUGCCCCCAACGCCCACAGCUCCCCCCGCAGCAGCCAGAGAAGCUGUAUGGCCCGCUAUGCCCUCAGCCGCAGUCCUGCUCAGAGCUUUGACGAGCAGGAUGACUCAGGUCUCGGCUAUGGCACGGACUGUCCAAACUCGACCUCCUCCCUGCUGGGAAAUGGCGGCAUGGACAGGGAACUUUUGCCCCAGUUGCCCCAGCUGCAGCCGCCACUUCUGCCAGAGAAGAAGAGGGUGUCAGAUGGGGAGCAUUCGCUGGGUACAGCAUCUCCAGCCCUUAGUGGGUUCUCCAGUCCUCACAGUGGGAGCUCCCUGAGUAUUCCCUUCCCCAAUGUUUUGCCUGACCUCUCGGCUCAGCUACAGGGAACUGCCUCACCUCUGCCAGAUGUACUGGCCAUCAAGCAGGUUACUGUAAAGUUUGUGCAGGACACAUCCAAAUUCUGGUACAAGCCAGACAUCUCAAGGGAUCAAGCCAUUUCAGUCUUGAAGGACAAGGAGCCUGGCUGCUUCAUUGUACGAGACAGUCAUUCAUUCAGGGGGGCCUAUGGACUGGCAAUGAAGGUGGCUACUCCUCCACCCUCAGUUCUCCAGCAGACCAAGAAAGGAGGCGAUAUAUCCAAUGAAUUGGUUCGCCACUUCCUGAUCGAGUGUACACAGAAAGGAGUGCGGUUGAAGGGUUGCCCGAAUGAGCCCUACUUUGGAAGCUUAACUGCGCUGGUCUGCCAACAUUCAAUCACCCCUCUGGCCCUGCCCUGCAAACUUAUCAUACCCGACCGAGAUCCUCUGGAAGAUGUUGUGGAGACUACCUCACAAUCAGUCACCAACUCUGCUAUUGAGCUGUUAAAACAGGGUGCAGCCUGCAAUGUGUGGUACCUGUGCUCAGUGGAGAUGGAGUCACUAACAGGCGUCCAGGCGGUGCAGAAAGCCACCAGCAUGACUCUGAACUCCAACCCUCCACCAACCUCUACUGUAGUUCACUUUAAGGUGUCAUCCCAGGGAAUCACCCUCACUGACAACCAGAGGAAGCUCUUCUUCAGGAGGCAUUACAACGUCAACACAGUCAUAUUUUGCGCAUUAGACCCUCAAGACAGAAAGUGGAAAAAAGAUGGCUACCCUUCAGCAAAGAUCUUUGGCUUUGUGGCGAGGAAAACUGGCACUUCCACGGACAACGUAUGUCACCUGUUUGCAGAGCACGAUCCUGAGCAGCCGGCAAGCGCCAUUGUCAACUUUGUUUCCAAGGUGAUGAUUGGCUCGCAGAAGACUAAGUAGGACUGCCUGCUCACCUGGAUGAACUUUUACCAAGAGAAGAAGCAGAAAAUAAAGACUGAAAGACUGAACAAAAGACAAGAAUGUCACGGACUGAAGAUGGGGAACGCCUGGACAUUUACCCUGAUGAUUACUGGAUGUUAUAUAAAUAAUGAACACUGACCAGGACACGGACAUUUAAUGACAUAUUUUAAUGGAAACAUAUGAGUUCCCUUCUACUUCGUUACUUUUCUUUUUUGUAAAAUGAGCUAUGUAGUUAAAAAACAUCUAAAUAUGUUAUUAUAAGUUACUGGUUUACAACUGUAAUGUCUUAUAAAGAAAGAUAUAUAUUCUUUGCAAUUUAUUUUAAGAACAUAACAAACAUAAUACAAAAGCUGCUUUUCUUAUACAUACAUAUUUAUGGACAGUUAAGAAAAACCCUACCUUGUUCCACGUGUCAUUAUUUUUCCUGAUAUUUAACCAAAACCAAGUUGUCUUAAGCUAAAUAUAGUCUGUAAAUUGUGGUUGAUGUGAAAGCUCCUCUGUGUUAUAUCAUCAGUCAUGCAGUCUUUUGUUGAGGAUUAUAAAAUGUGGGAAAGUAGUGCAGCAAUUAUUGCGCACAGUUUUGACUUUGGGGUUAGGCUACAUCGCAUACAGGAUUAUCUUAUUUUAUCUAUGCAAUGUAAAUGUUUUAUUUUUUUAAACCACAGCUCUGUACAUGUGCAGCAUGUACGCAGCCUCUCUGAAACUGUUAGAUGACUUUUAUUCUCAAGAUAUAUGUGAUCAGCAUGACCACUUUUAAAGCGGUAAGCAACAUUGAAACAAAAGUGUGCAGGUAUGCUUGUGUGUGUGUGUGUGUUAGUAUGAGAGCAACCAUGAAAAAUAUUUUAAUGAAACCCUAAUAUAUAUUGAUUUGACAUGAGUUAGUUAAAAACAAAUCAGUACUUUGGGUAAAAGUGGGUACAAAUUGCUUUUUACCAAGGCUGCCAAAAUGUCAGUUUUUGCCCUUUAUUUUGAAGGGACCAUUACCAGGAACAAGUGUGCAGUUUUUCGAUACCAAGUUGGCUGGAAACCAAUCAAUUUACACCCUUUUUUUAAAUGGAAAAGGUAACAGGCUGCUUAAGGAGAACAAACACUAGUAUUAAAAAGUUCUAAAAGGUCAUUUUCCAGUAAUUUAGUCGUUGUAGGCCAUUCUCCUUUUUGUGUUUGGUGUCCUUUUUAUCCAGUGAGGAACCUACCCUUGUAACAAAGCCCAGCUUGUGUUCUUACAUUGAUAAUUAUAGGCUUAAACAUUUAUUUCUUUUCACUUUUUUAUGACCUAUAAUCUGUACCUCAUAUGUAUCUCAUCCAAUACUGUGCCUCUGCUUAUGACUGUUGAUGUGAACAGUUGGUUUGUGUAUUGAUAUAGAAUUGUGUGAUUUGUUUUGUAAAUAAACAAAGUGAAACAUUUA
This is a messenger RNA of Notolabrus celidotus (New Zealand spotty), 6091 nucleotides long. Its product is annotated as tensin-3-like. The record is from RefSeq and is a predicted model, not a curated record. NCBI's taxonomy places the organism in Eukaryota, Metazoa, Chordata, Actinopteri, Labriformes, Labridae. Bases 486 to 4664 code for a protein of 1392 amino acids. Gene Ontology annotation, molecular function: protein binding. The transcript is spliced from 27 exons.